AUGCGUGAAGGAGGAGGGCUCGAGAGGACCCGAGGCGAGGGAAGGCUGUGCAAUCGGUGUUAUGUGCCGUGGCGGAACAAGGGGAGGAGAAAGUCGUUCACAUUGUGGAACAAUCAAAUCCGCAAAGAUGCUCGUCCAUUGUCGCCAAAUCCGCAACCCACACGUCGGAGAUUCCCUGGACUACCUGUGCCUGUGCGGAAGAGGAGGAAGAGGGCGAGUCAGUAUGGGCCUGGGGAGUUGGUUUUGCCUCCGGCUCCGGGAGAAGGUGCCGGAGGGGGUUUGGCUACUGUUCAAGAAGAUGGCAGUGGAGAGUCGAUUGAGCGUGCGGCAGUCGAAGGACGUACGAGAGGUGGCGGAGGGGAGAGAGAAGGGUUCUCGGCUAUACCUGCGUCCGCUCCACCUACGGUGACUCGGCACGCUCUCCCUCCUCAUUUCCAACACCCCCAUCAGCAACACCAGCAACAUCCCCCCUCUUCUGCGACGAGGUGUGAGAGGAAGCUGUGGAACCGUGGGUCGAUUGAUCAGGUGGUGAUGGACCAGAUUGCUGCUGGAGGUGCGAUUGGGAGCGCUACUGCUGGGCCAGAAACGACGACGACGACGACGCACGCCAAUCGAUCGAGUGUACCCAAUGGAGUUGUCGCGCCAGACCGGGAGGGUUCUACGACCAAUCCAACCUCGGUGGAAUCCACAAACGCGUUGGCGAACGGGCAUGUGGUGGAGGGUCCCAGUCCCAGUCCGAGCUCUAGCGUGAUGACAAUCGCGCCUGUUAUGGCUCGUACGGGCAGUCGAGGGCCGCCCCUGCGUAUCCAGACAGGGUCAACAGACGCGUAUACGCCUACCUCACCUCGUCCGAUUUCGUAUGCCCAGGCCGUCACCAUGGGCGCGAAAAGCUCCGCUUCCUUUACCCAAGGAACUCGAGGUGUACCAAGCUCGGCUUCCCUCGCACAAGGUCCUGUGGGUGUGUCGUCGGGGAGGAAGGUUGGGGCGAGACGGAAUGCGGUGGACGAGAUGCAUUCGUCGCGAGAGGGUGUUGGUGGUGCUGGGUCUGUUAGGGAGAGCCUGGCAAGUAUGGGGCCUAUUAAGGAGAGUCCUGCUGGGUCGAGGAAGGGGUCGUUGGGCGGAGGAGUCGACCCCUCUAGUGCUCCUCCCAUCAGCGGACACGGCUUUCAAGACUUUCGAGGACCGGCGCAGCAGUUCCAGCCCACCCCUCCGUCGCACUAUGCCAACGCCAACGGUGCCGCUAACCCUCGAAGUCGCCGCCAGUCUCGUAAAACCGACGAUACGAUUCUUACUUCGACGUCCGGUCAUAGUAGUGGGGUUUACUACUACUCGUCGUCAGAGGAGGGUGGGGGGAGUGUACCGUGGUUCUUUCCUCAUCGGGAGGUUGUUACCGAGGAAGUCGAGGAGGUCGUCGGAGUGGAUGGGGAGGAUGAGGUGGAGAUGAAGAUGGAGGUGGCCCAAGUGUUAGAGUUGGAGGCUGGGCUGGGGUCCGCGAGAGGGGUGCCUACUGGGCGGCAUUUGGAUCCUGACGCACACGCCGACUCCGGGGGUGUCGGGAAUGCCAACAGCAAGACCCGUCCUCGUGCCAUCUCGGAAGCCAUCAAAUCCUUUGUGGUGGAGAGGGGGAGGGAGAUUAAGCGCGAGGUUGGGGGUGUCGUUGAACGCGGGCGGGCGUUGGUUCGGAACCGGCAUGCGUCUGAUUCUAGGCGACUAGAGUCCUCUGGGGUACAAACUGCGACGGUUGGGGGACUCCAGAAUGGGGAAUUGCACUCCACCGCGAAUGCUACACCUCCACCUGCGCACUCAUUGGACUGCGCACCCACGAACGGAGAGUGCGCUUGUGGUAGUCGCCGAUUUACGACAGGUGGGGAACGUCGACGGAAGAAGAGGGUGCGGAAGGAGGUGGUCAGGCGGUAUUUGAGCCCGAAGGGGUUGUUCUGUACGGGGUGGUGUGAAGCGCAUAAGAAGCCUUGGAGUGGGAGGGGGGAGGCUGGCUUUGUCGUUUGUUUCUCUGCCGCGAAGGAUGGACAGGAAUCUCGGGAAGAUGUCAAUGGGGCGUCUAUGACGCAGGCUUUAAUAUCCAUCUUGCGGGAAGACCCGCAUCCGACGCUUGAUACUCUUCUUUGUCGAGUCAGCCACAGCCUCCACGCAUCCUACGUCAACAUGCACUCAUUAACACGAAAUUUUCGUCGAAGGGUCCGGGAAUGGAACCGUAAGCACGUGGCAAGGGGCGGGAAGCCGGUUGAGCCCAGGUAUAAGGGUGAGAUGGAUAACUUUCAGGAUCCACAGAUUAGCAGUUUGUAUCCGCUGGAUACGAAGAGGGAGUUUUGGGCGCCGUGA
Coprinopsis cinerea okayama7#130 is the source of this 2340-nucleotide messenger RNA. RefSeq lists its product as hypothetical. Lineage: Eukaryota; Fungi; Basidiomycota; Agaricomycetes; Agaricales; Psathyrellaceae. The coding region runs from base 1 to 2340 and encodes 779 amino acids. The record is from RefSeq and is a predicted model, not a curated record. The transcript is spliced from 6 exons.